Tilletiaria anomala UBC 951 is the source of this 1202-nucleotide messenger RNA. Its product is annotated as thioredoxin-like protein. NCBI's taxonomy places the organism in Eukaryota, Fungi, Basidiomycota, Exobasidiomycetes, Georgefischeriales, Tilletiariaceae. Gene Ontology annotation, cellular component: cytoplasm. The coding region runs from base 131 to 1081 and encodes 316 amino acids. Gene Ontology annotation, biological process: protein folding. The transcript is spliced from 4 exons. The record is from RefSeq and is a predicted model, not a curated record.
CGGUCGGCCUUCUCAGGAUCUCUUGCGUUGAGGUGUUACACACAUGCCUUACAAGCCAGGCGGAGGCUUGUGGUUCAUCAAGCCCUUGAGCGUGUGCCGGCCUUGAGCCGCAGACGAUUCCUAUUUCAACAUGGCCCAAGUCCAAGUCGACCCGACUCAGGACACAGAAUUCCACGAUGCGCUUCGUGCACAUGGUAUCAUCCCGCCAAAGCCACCCUCGCGCUCCCCCUCGCCAGAAAGACCUACCGCUUCAGGGACGCGCGCUUCCCAGCUCUCUUCUCUUCCUCUCGACCGCAUAGAGCGCGCUCUGCAAGAGGGCGCCGACUAUGGGCCCUCGAGGUAUACCGCGAAACGUGCAACCGUCGCUGACGAGGAUGACGACGAUCUUCUCGAGGGCGCUGAUGGGCUCGGAAAGCUCGACGAAGAUGAGGAGCGGAUAUUGCUCUCACUGCGUUCACACAGGAUGCGAGAAAUGAGGGUCAAGCUGCGGAAUGCCCGCUUUGGGAGGGUCUACCCGAUCAGCAGGGUCGAUUACAUGCGCGAGGUCACGGAGGCGAGCAAGGAGGAUCCGUCAGACGUCGCUGCUCAGGACGAGGAUGACGUCAAGGGAAAGGGGAAGGGAACCGGCGUCAUCUGCUUCCUCUACAAAGACGGAAUGGACACAUGCGAUCUUCUCGCAGGGUAUCUGGAAACCUUGGCAGCAAAGUAUCCAUCAAGCAAGUUCGUGUCAAUAGUUGGCGACAAGUGCAUCCCAAAUUACCCAGACAAGAAUUUGCCCACACUGCUGAUCUACCGCGGCGGCGAGCUGCACCGGCAGAUCGUCGGUCUACGGCGCGAGAUCGGCUUGGAUGGUAUGAAUACCAAGUGCGCUGACAUCGAGCUGCUCCUCACAGCCGUCGGCGCCAUUGAGCGCGGCGAUGCCGCGGGCGAGAACGGCGGCGGAACAAACGAAGAGGCCGAGAUGGACGAUACAAAGCUUACACGCAGGGGUAUUCGACAGGGGUAUGGGACAGGCGUGAGCGCAGAUGGCAGGGCCAAGACGCAAGAGGAGGAAGAUGCAGAGCUGGACUGGGAUCUAUGACUGCUUGGGAGCUCACCGGCCUUCCCCUUGCCAGUUCUGAAAUGCCCGUCUGAAUGAAAUGAUGCUAUUGUCCGUUAAUGAGCCAAAAGAGAAAUACAGUUUGAGUGGAGUGUGCGAGGUC